GUGAACAGGGGAAUGACCUCAGUUGUGAAGAUUUGAUAUUAACCUCCUCUCAACCAGAAGCGUGGACCUAUUCUGUAUCAUGUGCGUAGUUACUUGCUCGGUACUACACAAGGUUGUACCAGCUGCUCGCCAGCAUGAAGAAAUGCCCCCGACUUGAUUUCAACUUAAAGAUAACAGAUAUGCUAGCAUGAAAAGCAUCAACUCAUUUCCUCGCGAUUCUAUCGGAUGACAAAAGCAGAGAAGCCAGACGGAUUAUGUUGAUUCGUUCUUGCUAAUGUUGCUCGCGUCACGUCGACCUGUGCUGCCUGCACUGCUCCCUCUCCAAAGCGUUGCAGCGACACAACACACGAACGAUGGACGACGUGACGAGUUAUCAGCGGCAGCUAGCGCCCAGGGUGCUCGAGGCGGCUCUGGCGCGGGGGGAGUACGAAGAGGUCGGGACAAAUUGGAAAAUUCACAAGAAGAUCAGCUCCAAUAAGGAGCUGAACCGGUGGGAGAAGGAGGAGGUACUUGCGUACGUCCGCAGAGUUUACUUGGCCAACGCUGGCGCCCUGUCGUUGCUGCUGCUGCAGCGCGAGGUGGUUGCGGAGCAGUUAGAUGCGCGCACGCAACUCUGCGUCGCCCGCAACCAGUCGCGGGACUACGAAAGCGACGCCUACGAAACGUGUUGGGACGAUGCGUACGACAAGCCGCCGCGGCCGCGGCGCGCGCCGGCGUGCUUGGAGCGGGAAGAUGCGCGUCUGGAGACCGCGCUUUCCGAAAGGGCGAAGAUUUUUCAAGCGGUUUACCCCGAGGUGGCAGACGAAGUCGCGAGUUUCAAGCGACAGUACCUGGGACUUGUGGACAAGGACGGUGGAGAUCCCGCCUUCACACAAACCAAGUCCGUGAUGCUGGGAGCAGCAGCCGCGAAUAAAACCAGUGCUACGAACAUUUUCGCGGGGGCGGGCCGAAAUGCGGUGAAGGGUAUGCAGGAGCGCAACCUCGACGCCAUCGAGGACCGGGCCCAGAAAGCCAGCAUCCGCGACAUGGCGCGGCGGAAGGUGAACCGCGACCGUGUUUUUGUGAGCUUCCGGGGUGCGGCCGGCCCGCUGGAGGCCGAGCCGGAGUACGGCCUCGCGACGGCCCACGCGGGCAAGGACAAGGAGGUCACGGAGGUGAGCAAAGUGAUCACGAAAUCCGCGCUGUUGCCGAAGUUUUGCGCCAACGUCGACGCCUGCGUCGGCGACGUGACGGCGGUAGCCAAGUGCCUCCAGGGUUUGCAUUACUGUCUGCACGGGACCACGCCGAAUUUGCGAGGUGAUCAGCGGAAGAAAGCGGCGCUGCGAACGCGGCUGCCCGAUCUCGAGCUGGCGGACUGGUGGCAUCUGGUGGACGGGCGCGACCCACUGCCGCUGCACUUGUACUGCGUUUGCCUGCUCCUUUACCACAACAAGGACCUCGCGGAGCUGACCUUCGAGGUGGGCAACUUGCACUCGCGCGAAGAAGCCCUGUACGUCCGCAACCUGAUCGACAGUGCGUUGGCGCUACUGCCGACCGGGACAAGCGGAACUGGGAAUAGAGCCUCUGCUGCAAACAAGCCGCAAGUUGGGGGCCUUGGCAAGCUGCGCGGGCUGGCGUCAAAGGCGGUGGCGGUGAAGAAAGCUGUUCCGAAAGUCAAGUUGGCUGUCACCUGCGAGCACCCGCGAUUUUUGCUGGACGCGGUGCCGGCCGUCGCAGACCUGCUCGGACGCGGAAACAACACAACCACAGCCGACAGCGACGUGGUGGUCAGCGUCGGGCUGGGUUC
Amoebophrya sp. A120 is the source of this 1786-nucleotide messenger RNA. Lineage: Eukaryota; Dinophyceae; Syndiniales; Amoebophryaceae. The record is from the annotation of a GenBank genome assembly.